UAUCACUACGUGCCUUAUAUAUUGCACUGCUGCAAAUUUAUAAGUUGCUCUGCUUUGUGUUAAGUAGAUUUAUUUUAAUGGCGGAUAACGGUGACAAUGGUGGUGGUUCCGGCGGAGAAGGGUCGCAGAGUCGGCGGAGAAAGAGCCAUUAUCAGCGGCACAAUGCUCAACAGAUUCAGAGGCUUGAAGGGGCGUUCAAUGAAUGUCCUCAUCCGGAUGAGAAGAUGAGAAUGGAGCUGAGUCGAGAGUUGGGAUUGUCUCCGCGCCAGAUAAAGUUUUGGUUUCAGAAUCGGAGGACACAGUUGAAGGCUCAACAUGAGAAAGCUGAUAACUUUGUUCUUCGCUCCGAGAAUGAUAAGAUUCGAUGUGAAAACAUAGCCAUCACUGAAGCACUUAAGAAUGCUGUGUGCCCCGCCUGUGUUCGUCCUGAUCAGUCUGAUGAAGAUGUCUACUUGAAAGAAAAAAAGUUGCGGGAAGAGAAUGCUAUGUUGAGAGAAGAGCUUAAGAGAGUCAAGACCAUAGCUGCUCAGUACAUGGGAAGGCCCAUCUCACCGCUCCAUCUGGGGCAGCCACUUCAUUUAUCACCGAUGGAUUUAUCAAGGGCAAGUUCAGGGCACAAUGGGAUGACUGGUCUAUCGCUUGACCCUGAUCUUCUUUCAGGAAGCUCCUCAACCUUUAAAACUUUGCCAUUCCAGCAAAUUUUCAUUUCAGAUAUGGACAAGUCUCUCAUGAUUGAUGUUUGUCGUAAUGCUAUGAAUGAAUUGAUUAAGCUCUUGGAAAACAAUUCACCUUUCUGGAUAAGGUCAUCAGCUGAUGGAACUGAAGUCCUUAAUUUAGAAGCUUAUGAAAGCAUCUUUCCAAGAGUUGGUAGAAGUCCGUAUGUUCGGAUCGAAUCAUCAAGGGAUUUAGGUGUUGUGAUCAUGAGUGGUUGUUUGGGUUUGGUUGACAUGUUCAUGGAUGCGAACAAGUGGAUGGAGAUUUUCCCUAAUAUUGUUUCAAGGGCAUCAACCGUUGAGGUUAUAUCGACUGGAUUGAUGGGCAGUCGAAAUGGCCAAAUACAGCUGAUGUAUGAAGAGUUGCAGGUGUUGUCCCCAUUAGUGCCAACACGUGAAUACUACUUCCUUCGUUUUUGCCAGCAAAUUGAUCAAACCACAUGGGCUAUUGUUGAUGUUUCCUAUGAUUUUCCCCAAGAACUCCAUUCUAAUUCUCAAUACCGAGCUCGUCGUCUACCUUCAGGGUGCUUCAUUCAAGAUAUGCUCGAUGGCCGCCUGAAGAUUACUUGGAUGGAACAUGUGGAAAUCGAAGAUAUAAGACCAAUUCAUAGUCUUUUUAGGGAAUAUAUAUGUAGCGGGUUAGCAUUUGGUGUUACAAGAAAGCUUUCUGCACUUCAAAGAGCAUGUGAAAGGCUUACUUGUCUAAUUGAUGCUGCUAAUUCUUUUUCUCAUCUUGGAGGAGUAAUUACUUCCCAUCAUGGUAAAAAAAGUUUGAUGCAACUUUCCCAAAGAAUAGUUAACAGUUUCUGUUCUAGCAUCAACUCGGUUAAUGGGCAGCAAGUGAUGCUCUCUGGGAUGAACGAUUUUGAAGUACGUGCAACUCUUCAAAAGUGUACUGAUCCUGGCCAUCCUAACAGCAUGGUUCUUAGUGCAGCAACUUCCAUUUGGCUCCCAUUUUCUCCUCAGAAGGUUUUCGAUUUCUUGAGGGACGAAAGAAGCCGGCCUCAGUGGGAUGUUCUCUCUAAUCACAACCCUGUGCAAGAGGUUGGUCAUAUUGCGUGUGGAUCUCAUCCAGGGAACUGUAUCUCUGUUCUCAGGGCCUUCAAUACCAGCCAGAACAACAUGCUAAUACUUCAAGAAAGCUGCAUUGACUCAUCAGGUGCCCUUGUUGUGUACUGCCCCGUAGACCUACCUGCAAUAACCAUAGCCAUGAGUAGUGAAGACUCCUCAUUCAUCCCUGUCCUGUCCUCGGGAUUCGCGAUAUUACCUGAUGCUGGGAAAAAGCUGGGUGCUGGAGAAAUGGCUGUUGGAUCAAUUGUUACUGUAGUGGUGCAAAUAAUAGUGAGCAAUUUAACUUCCGGUAAGCUGAGCCAGGAGUCGGUGAAUACAGUUAAUAACCUCGUGGGAAACACCAUACAGCACAUCAAAGCUGCCUUGAAUUGCUCUCCUUGUUUAGAUUGAGGUGGAUUAAAUUUGCGUAGAUGUUAAUGCAUGGAUCUUUAUUACCAUGUACAGAUAGUUAAGAGAAGUUGAAGGUUAGUUGAGGUCUCUGAAUUUUUAUCAUCAAUAUUACUGAUGCAAACUUUUAUGGCUGCAUGUUAAUUCUGCUGCUGAUAUUUCUUUCUCCCCUGCCAAAUUUCAGUACUAUUUUCAAUUUUCAA
This is a messenger RNA of Daucus carota subsp. sativus, 2374 nucleotides long. Its product is annotated as homeobox-leucine zipper protein HDG11. Bases 78 to 2174 code for a protein of 698 amino acids. Lineage: Eukaryota; Viridiplantae; Streptophyta; Magnoliopsida; Apiales; Apiaceae. Gene Ontology annotation, biological process: regulation of DNA-templated transcription. The record is from RefSeq and is a predicted model, not a curated record. The transcript has 10 exons. Gene Ontology annotation, molecular function: DNA binding; lipid binding; DNA-binding transcription factor activity, RNA polymerase II-specific.